Messenger RNA from Penicillium crustosum, 1443 nucleotides. RefSeq lists its product as uncharacterized. NCBI's taxonomy places the organism in Eukaryota, Fungi, Ascomycota, Eurotiomycetes, Eurotiales, Aspergillaceae. Bases 1 to 1443 code for a protein of 480 amino acids. The record is from RefSeq and is a predicted model, not a curated record. The transcript is spliced from 2 exons.
AUGGCCCCAACUGUUCAGAAACAGCCGAACACCAAUCUCACGAUAUCUGAGUCCUCACAUCCUACCGAGAUAAAUCCUGUCUUAUUGGAUGAUACUACAUUUGAAAACCACCAGGAAUCUCUGGACCUCAACGCUCUACUACCUGAUACAUGGCCACCCUUUGAUUUGGAAAGUAUGCAAUUUACAGAGGAUACAAUAACAGAUGAGAAUUGGUCUUAUCCAACCAAAAUAACCGGGAGCUAUCUACCGUGGAAUGGAGAUAUAACACAACUUCUAGAGUGGGAACCAAUUCAACCUCUCCCGACCGGGUCUAUGACAACAUCCGACCAAUCUAUUUCAAAACAUCUCGAUCCCAUUCAACACAUUGAAAACAAAUCAAGUCCAUCCACAGAAAGCGGGCGAUCACAUUCCUCUUCUUCGGAAAUGAUACUCGACGGUUCCAACGAAGAUGAGCGUUUAAUGUCCGUAAACCUGGACCAGAGGCUUUACAGCCCCUCCCACCUCAUCUUCGGGCACACAUUCAAGGCCGGUCUGGGACAUCAAAUCCGGACUGAUCCAAAAAGUCUGUGCCAGGAGAUACUGGAGCAUCUGCGGGAAUAUCCCAGUCUUAUUCUCGACCGAGACUUCUGGUCCCCCUUCGUCCACCACAGAUUAUACCGCUGUUCUUUAGGCAAAAUGGCACCACCAAUGACAGAUGCCUUAGCCUGUAUAGGUGCCUAUGCAAGCACAGCAGGCUCAGAUUCUGGGUUUGUCGAUCGGAUGAUAUCCGAAGAGCGGGAAAAGCUUGUUCGGAAUUUCCACAGUUAUACCGAUACCCCGGAAUUCUGCCUGGCUGCUAUGCAUGCUGUAUGCAUCUAUCAGAUUAUGGGACUGUUCGGUAACAACUUCUUAUCAGCUGCCGUUAAGAAGCCAAUGCGUAGCAAAGGAAGCGAGGAGCGGCAACAGGAGUUUGAGAGAUCUGCCGAACUCUAUAGCUCAUUCUUGCUGAAGAUGACCCGACGACUAUCGAGUGUCUAUUCAAAGGCGCUCCAAAUCCACCACGAGGAUGAAAACGAUUGGAACCAAUGGAAAUUCAUGGAAUCUCUUCGUCGGAACUUCUUCUUCGUUCAUAUAAUAAACAUCCUGGAGUCGAAGACACAAAAGUUAAAUGAGAACUACUUUGAGCCCUUGAACGACAACAUGAUUCUCAGACUUCCACUUCCUGCCCCGGAACGAAUGUGGCGGGCAUGCAGUACCGAAGAGUGGAUGCUUGCGCGUGCACAAACACUAGGAUGUCCGAUUUCACCCAAGUCCCCUGAAAAUGGUGGAUCAACCCUCCGGACACUAGGGAAUGUCCUACAGGAAGUCCAGGCUGGAAAGGUGGAUGUCGCAUCGUUGUUGCCACUUACUCGCAUGAUCCUGGCCAGUGCUAUUAUUUCCCCGCCAGGGACUACAUCAUUAUAG